Guyanagaster necrorhizus is the source of this 1335-nucleotide messenger RNA. Its product is annotated as aldolase. NCBI's taxonomy places the organism in Eukaryota, Fungi, Basidiomycota, Agaricomycetes, Agaricales, Physalacriaceae. The record is from RefSeq and is a predicted model, not a curated record. Gene Ontology annotation, molecular function: 4-hydroxy-tetrahydrodipicolinate synthase activity. Bases 356 to 1288 code for a protein of 310 amino acids. The transcript has 3 exons.
CGUUGCUGCAUGCUGUGCUUUGCGCUACAUCUUCAAUGCUGUUCUGCGACUAACUCUGUGCAAUGAGCACGAAGUACAAAGUCCUCGAACUGCCUGUUAUUCCAUUCCAUCAUGACAGAUCUGGGCUCCAUACAUGUGCUCAUGUUCUUCAAUCCUCUGACGACGCUCGCUUGUUAUUCCAAGCACAGGUACAUAUCAACUCGGAAACACGUGGUGGUGGUUGUAGUUGCAACUUGCGGACCGGAAUUCCAACGGAAUUGAUAAGUGUAGCAGUCAUCUUCCCAGUACCCGGCCGCAAAAUCGCUAGAUAUCCGUAUCGUGUCGCUUUCGAACAUUGUAUCUGUGAUUCACCAGAAUGUCCAUCCCUCCACCACCCGGCUAUUAUGUCCCUGCAGUACUCUUUAUGACGGAGAGCGAGGAUUUCGACGUCCCAGCGAUCAAAGCCCAUGUCCUGAGACUGGCCAAGGGAGGUGUGACUGGAAUACUAGUGCAAGGCAGUAAUGGUGAAGCUCAGCUCCUCUCGCGCGAAGAACGGAUAGAGGCGAUCAAGCUCACUCGCAAGACAUUGGAUGAGAGUGGAUUCCAGAAUACCAUAGUCAUCGCCGGAACGGGUGCCCAGUCGACAAGGGAGACGAAGCAGUUUAAUGUCGACGCAAAGGAAGCUGGUGCAUCCCAUGUCCUCGUCCUCACACCAUCUACUUGGCCCCCACAGAUGACCGUGGACAACGUGAUCAAGUUCCAUACCGAGGUUGCCGAUGCCUCUCCCAUCCCUACAAUGAUCUACAACUUUCCUGUUGUUACAGCCGGCCAGGAUCUUGACUCGGACACUAUUGCAACCCUUGCUGCACAUCCAAAUAUCGUCGGCGCUAAGCUUUCUUGCGGGAACAUUGGAAAGCUUCAGCGGCUCACUUCACGAUUCUCACCAUCUGUGUUUGCCGUCUUUGCAGGAAGAACGGACUUUUUCCUUCAUAGUCUUAUUUCUGGGAGUGCAGGGUUGAUAGGUGCCUCCGUAAACAUCGUGCCCAAGCUGCACGGGAAAUUGCUACAGCUUUACCGGGAGGGGAACAUAGACGAGGCCACGACGCUGCAAGCCAAGAUGGGACACGCUGAUUGGGCCGUGCAGAAGAUCGGAGGGAUCGGAGGGGUGAAGAGUAUCGUUUCGAGGAACUUUAAUUAUGGUGAGACGGUGGUAAGGGCACCGCUCAAGCGAGUUGCCUGGGACGCUUUGACGGUGAACAAACAUUAUAGUGCAAUAGAGGAGGUGAUAGCGUUGGAAAAGGCGCUAUGAUGUCGAAUUGUAAGAGAGAAUUAAGCAGAUUUCAAAACUCCAUCGCA